Molecule: messenger RNA, 1090 nt
Organism: Neltuma alba
Lineage: Eukaryota; Viridiplantae; Streptophyta; Magnoliopsida; Fabales; Fabaceae
Product: probable xyloglucan endotransglucosylase/hydrolase protein 8
Exons: 4
Coding region: 54-962 (302 amino acids)
Biological process (GO): xyloglucan metabolic process; cell wall biogenesis
Cellular component (GO): cell wall; apoplast
Molecular function (GO): xyloglucan:xyloglucosyl transferase activity; hydrolase activity, hydrolyzing O-glycosyl compounds
Source: RefSeq, a predicted model, not a curated record
UCUCUCACUCACAGAUCCAAUCUCUGUCACUCCAAAAUCUUCCCUCAUCCACCAUGGGCACUCCUCCAAGCCCGGUUUCUUCAUCACCGACCAUGAUCCUUCUCAUUGCACUUCUCAUGGCCAUGGCGGCUGCAUCCCAAGCAGCCAUUUCCAAAGGAUCCUUUGAAGACAACUUCAGCAUAAUGUGGUCCAAGGAACAUUUCACUACCUCCGAAGAUGGCCAGAUCUGGUAUCUCUCUCUCGACAAAGAAACAGGAUGUGGGUUUCAAACAAAACAACGCUACAGAUUUGGAUGGUUCAGUAUGAAGCUGAAGCUAGUAGGAGGUGAUUCUGCUGGUGUGGUGACAGCUUAUUAUAUGUGCAGUGAGAAUGGAGCAGGGCCAGAAAGAGACGAGAUUGAUUUUGAGUUCUUGGGGAACAGGACAGGGCAGCCUUACUUGAUCCAAACAAACAUCUACAAGAAUGGUACUGGAGGCCGUGAGAUGAGGCACGUCCUCUGGUUCGACCCCACUGAGGACUACCACACUUACUCUGUUCUCUGGAACGAACACCAGCUCGUGUUUUUUGUGGACAGAGUUCCAAUAAGAGUGUUCAAGAACAAUGGGAAGCCAAACAACUUCUUCCCAACCGAUAAACCGAUGUACUUGUUCUCGAGUAUAUGGAAUGCAGAUGACUGGGCCACGAGGGGAGGAUUGGAGAAGACGAACUGGAAGCUAGCGCCAUUCGUGUCAUCUUACAAGGACUUCAGUGUGGAUGCUUGCCAGUGGGAGGAUCCAUACCCAGCUUGUGUGUCCUCCACCACUAAGAACUGGUGGGAUCAGUACAAUGCUUGGCAUCUCUCUGAUGAUCAGAAGAAGGAUUAUGCUUGGGUUCAGAGAAACUUGGUUAUUUAUGAUUAUUGCAAUGAUUCUGAACGAUUUCCUACUUUGCCUGAAGAGUGCUCUUUGAGCCCUUGGGAUUAAAAUUCUUUUCUAUUCUUUAUUUUUCUUCCCCUCAUCCCCCCUUUUGUCUUGAAAUUGUAUGCUGUGAAAUAAAGUUAUAAUGUCAUGUAUUGUUUUAGCAAUUUAUUGAUAUAAUUUAUUCACAUAAA